AUGAAUCAAGAAGCUCUACAAAAAGUCCUCAUAGAGAUGGACAAUCAGCUAAAUAAGUCAAGAGCUGAAUUGUCUAUGGUGAAUUUACAGUUGGAUCGUGUUCAUACAAAUUUAAAUGUUAUCAAGUCGACAAACUCAAGGUUAAAUGCGUUGAAUACUCCUGAUGAAAUAGUAUGGCAAGGAGUAGGAAAAGCUUUUGUUGCAGAAAAAACUGGAUCAUAUUUGGAACAGUUAUCGAGUGACGAAAAGGGAUACCAGGAUACCGAAAAGAACCUCAAAAUCAAGCAAGAUUAUCUACAAACUACACUUGAAAAGACAGUUGAUAGUAUGACAAAAAUCGUUGGUGAAAAAAAGUAA
This is a messenger RNA of Lodderomyces parapsilosis, 357 nucleotides long. Its product is annotated as prefolding complex chaperone subunit. NCBI's taxonomy places the organism in Eukaryota, Fungi, Ascomycota, Pichiomycetes, Serinales, Debaryomycetaceae. Gene Ontology annotation, biological process: protein folding. Gene Ontology annotation, cellular component: prefoldin complex. Bases 1 to 357 code for a protein of 118 amino acids. The record is from RefSeq and is a predicted model, not a curated record. The transcript has a single exon.